AACACUGGAGCCGAAAAUCUGCUGAGGUUGCUGUUGGCGCUGCACGAUUGCUAUCAUCGUUUAGAUUAAAAGCCUGAAGAAAAGACUGAAUGCAUUCGGAAUAAUAGAAGCAGUGGGGUGGAUCCCCAGUGUUUGCUGAGCAUGAGCAUGGAGGAUUAUGAUUACUUAUUCAAAAUUGUGCUGAUAGGAAAUGCAGGAGUGGGCAAAACUUGCCUCGUCCGACGCUUCACUCAGGGGCUCUUCCCUCCCGGACAAGGUGCCACCAUUGGAGUUGAUUUCAUGAUCAAAACAGUGGAAAUAAAAGGAGUGAAGGUGAAGCUCCAGAUCUGGGACACGGCCGGGCAGGAGCGGUUCCGCUCAAUUACCCAGAGUUACUACCGCAGUGCCAACGCUCUCAUUCUCACCUACGACAUCACCUGUGAAGAUUCCUUCCGGUGCCUUCCUGAGUGGCUGAGGGAGAUCGAGCAGUAUGCCAACAACCAAGUAGUGACAAUCUUAGUAGGUGAGUAUUCAAGUUCUAAUUGA
This is a messenger RNA of Sinocyclocheilus rhinocerous, 525 nucleotides long. Its product is annotated as ras-related protein Rab-30-like. The record is from RefSeq and is a predicted model, not a curated record. The transcript has 4 exons. Gene Ontology annotation, molecular function: GTPase activity; GTP binding. NCBI's taxonomy places the organism in Eukaryota, Metazoa, Chordata, Actinopteri, Cypriniformes, Cyprinidae. The coding region runs from base 142 to 525 and encodes 127 amino acids.